Baudoinia panamericana UAMH 10762 is the source of this 4624-nucleotide messenger RNA. RefSeq lists its product as uncharacterized. The transcript has a single exon. Bases 442 to 4383 code for a protein of 1313 amino acids. The record is from RefSeq and is a predicted model, not a curated record. NCBI's taxonomy places the organism in Eukaryota, Fungi, Ascomycota, Dothideomycetes, Mycosphaerellales, Teratosphaeriaceae.
UGACAGGCUUCCAGAAAGGUAUAGUGUGGUGCUUAUCUGUGGCUAGCGCGUAGUGUGGAGAUGGAGAUGGAGCUGGACGCGGAGAAGGCGGGGCUUAUCGACGCCGACACGUCCCGAGGCAGGCGCGGGUGCAGGCAAGGCAGACAAGGCAGGCAGGCAGGUGACUCCUCGCGCUUCGAGCUUCAGCUCCAUUCGGUCCUACAUCUAUGCCAUUGGUCACGCAUUGGUAGGAGCUAGGAGAGCAGAGUCACGAGAGCUUACGUUAUCCCCGCUCGACCCUCUGGCCCGCUCGUUGCUCCGUUGGCGGCUGCUGCUGCUGCUGCUGCGGGUAUUCGUCCUUGUCGUUGUCGUCGUCGUCGUCGUCGUCGUGCUUGAUGGAGGCUUGAUUGCUGACACGACCACGCCGAGCAACGCAGUCACGCGUCAUAGGCUACCGUCACGAUGCUCCGCUUCCAGUCAACGAGCAGCACGGCCACCGUUCGACGACACUCGUUGACAUCCUUAUCCAGCCCACUACCACUACCUUUGACCCUCCAUCAACCAUCCGUCAGCCAAGCCAUCCGUACAAGCGCCGCAUUUGCCCAAUCUCGGGGCUUCUGGGGCUGGCGGCGACCCAAAGACUACACCUCCCACCUCGAUCCACUCUACGCCCGCUUCAUCAAGUACCGCACCCUCAAGACACGAGCCAAGCUACUCGAGCGUCUCCGGCGUCGCGGCAAGUUCGAUUGGGACCUCGGGCAGAAACCCUUCUUCAGCCCCAAGCACAUCCGCUGCGCCUCCCACUUCAACGGCGGCGGUAACGGCCGUGGUCCGCGAUGGGCGCGCUACGACCCGGACGAAGUCGACCCGUCGAGGAAGCGGGAUGAGGUGGCGGAAGAGGGAGAUGGCUACGAGCUCAGCCAGCGGGAGAAGGAGUGGAAGGAGCGGAUGGAGCUCAUGCGGAAACGCAUCGAGAGUGACCCCUACGAAGCCAUCUUCGGCAAGAGGUUCGAGCCCUUCUGGAGCCCGUUGGUGCCAAGCUGGAUGCGGGAGGAGAUGGGUCUGCAGGGCUGGCCGAAGCCGCGGAAGAACUCCCCAACUUCUGCCGAGCCUGAGACGGUCAAGCCCAGGACCGAGAGCGUGGCGGAAGACUUCACGUCUGCAUAUGAGAAGAAGGCUGUCUCACCUGCAGGCAGUGCUCGGCAAGAAGACAAGCCUGAGCAAGUGGGCGAGUCUUACUCUUCAUACUCAUCUACAUCCUGGGAUUCAUGGUCGAACAAGGCGACGCGCACCGAGUGGGACUCUGCCUCCGGCAAGACGAAGCACUACGAGUACGACCCAGUAUCAAACCGGAUGGUGCAGGUUCCGAAACUGAAGGCUGCUGAGAAUGCUGAGCCCAAGAAGAUCGCGCCUGCCUCGGCCGUGGAGUUGAACAACGCUGCCGUAUCCUUGCAACGUAGCAGGGACAUGACUUCACUCAUCAACUCGCCGGCCAACAGUAAGGCGUUGCGAGUCCAACCGGAAUACCCGAAGCCGGUACCCAUUAUAUCGCCUUCUGCAUCUAUCCCGACCUCGAAGCCCAGCGCACCACCGUCGCCGAAGGCCGUCGACUCACCUUCGCCAACGCCGAAGACUGCUGCGAUUGCCGCUGAGAAGGAUGUCGACCAACUGACGGCGAACGAGGUUCGCGCCAGAAUGGGCAAGGUUACUCAUCCUUCGGCCGCUGCGGAGCAGCUCGCCAACACGAAGCUGUCCGAAUGGGACAAGGCCGAGGAUGAGGUGCUGUCUGAAGCAAACCUGAACCGCGAGAUGUUCGCCCUGCAACAGAGGAAGGCCUACCUACUGAGGCACCAGCAUGGUCUGUUCCAUAUCGAGAAGUCGAAGCGUGAGCUCGCCAAGGUGGAGCAGCAGAUGCUAGAGCUCGGUAAGCAGCACUCUGGCUCGGCUCCUGCUGCAGAGACGGAUCUACGACCGUCAUUGGCUGAUGAAGCGCGGGCUGCUCAAUUCAGUAUAGAGCCGAAGGGGGUGCGAGAGCCUGUUGAUACCUUGUCCAAUCUUGUCGAGCAGUCUCACAAGGUGUCCCAGCGGUUGCAAACAUCUCUGGACCGAGCAGCUACUAGCCCGAAGACUGCGCAGAAGGCUACAAUGCUGCAACCGGCUGUUGAGCGCAUGCAAUCGAAGGAGUUGCCCAAGCCGCAAGACCCUGACGAUGCCGCAGCACACGAGUCGACCGAGGCCGUCAUGUCGCCAUCAAGCGUGCCGAGGGAAUGGGCCCAGCAAGCCGACUUGCUGCAAGCCAACCGCGUCAAGCGUACAGCGGCCAAGCGGCCGUAUCCCAUGACACGCUGGGUCGACGACAUGGAGGCCCGCAAGGCUGCCUUUGAUGCGAAAACGGCACAGACAAAGGCUGUAGAUCCAGCGGCAGAAGAGAAGGCUAAGAAGCUGGAAAAGGCCAAUGCUCUGCUUGAAGCCGAAGUGAAGGAGCACAAAUUCCGCAUGCAAGCUCAUGAGAACAGGUACGCGCACAAAAUCCGCAGUCUGCGGCAGGAGCUUGAGACGGCGUACAAGCAGAGUGCGGUGCACAGUGAAAAGCAUGUUGAACGCAUUCGGUUCCUGGAGAAGGAGUUGGCGAAGGCACAGAGAGCCGCUGGCGACAGCCUAAAGCUCGUCUCAGCAGUUACGCCGGCGGAGCAGAAAGUGAAUGCCAUGAAGGAGAUGCAGGGUGAAGGCGACUUCAGCCCCAACAUCGCCAGUUUCGCCGGCAGCGGGAAGUGGUAUAAGCAGCCUACCGCUCCCGGCGCGGCUGCAUCAACGAAAGCCGAGAUCGAGAAGGUGGAGCAGAAAGCACGCGAUCAGGCGCUCGUGAAGGAAGUCCGGGAGAUCUAUGAGCGCGAGUACGGCGUGAUCGAUGCAAGCCAUCGGCAGCGGGUCUUCACCGGCUCCGAGGCACGAGUCUCUUCCACGAAGCCCAAGCAGGUGGUGGAGUUGGAGAGUGAUGUUGACCUUGGCGAGGCGCUGGCGGAGCAUGAGCGGAAACAAGGGUAUCAAUAUCAGCAGGAUGGGCUGGAGAAGGAGUUGGUUGCUAGAGCGAAGGAGGUUGAGGCGCAGCUGCAGCUGAAGAAGUCGGCGCGGUACGCAGUCAAGAAUGACGGGCUGGAGGCGGAGAUUGCGAAGCAAGAGCGGGAGGCGCAUGAGGCGCUGCGGUUGAUGCAGCCGGAGAGCAGUGGGAAGAUGAGGAGUGUCAUCUUUGAUGGCAUCAAGAGCGAGUUGCAGAGUGCGAGCACUGUCACCGCAAGCCCAUCGGAGCCAGCCAUUGUGAGCAACGCGAGUUCGACAGUCGUUCCACCGAGCGAAGCUUCAGUCCUAUGGGAGCACCCUCCCAUCUACAAAGUCCUCGCCUACGACGCCGGUAACGACAUCAUCACUAAGGCCACCACAACUGCCAACUUUACCGGCACGGAAACGGCCAUCAGCAUCCCGCAAGCACUGUCGCAGCUCUACCAGCCUGCUCGCUUCGUCACGCAUUUCGCCGAACUGCAGCAAGAAGGGUGGCAAGUCAUCUACGCCGCCCGCGAUCUGCUCGUCUUCCGCAAGGUACAGAUGCACGCUGCUCCGAAGCAAGAGCCGUUGCCGGAAGAGGAUUGGCCCGCUUACGGCAAGUUGUGGCAAUCUACGGGCAUACAUGAUCAUGGCCUCGUCAAGCCGAAGGAGAACGCAUUGGCGCAAGAAGCGGCCGAGUACUACGAUAAGUAUAAGCCGGAGCCCAAGGCCUAUGAUCCGACGAGCAUUGAGAACGGCAAGCUGAUGCCCAAGGAGAACGCCAUGGCACAGGAGGCGGCGAAUGCCUAUGAUGCUGCACGGAUGAGCAUUAACCCCAUUGAUGGCACGUCGGGUAGGGUGACGGAGACGGGAUCGAGGCCAGCGACGGGAAACUUUGCGAGUCCGACCGGGUUUGUGAACCACGAUCCUGUAGUGGAAGUCUCGUCCACGGUGGAGGAGCAGCAGAGCAAGGUCAAGGACGCCAUGAAUACGAAGGACUCGCCGUCAACGAGUACUGCGACGGUCGCCUGGCAGGACGAAGACGUUGACUAUGUGCACUACCCUCGCGUUCGUAGGCAAGAGCGCGUCUUCUCCGGUACUCGGCCAUCGCCGAGGAGAUGGAAUGAACGCCACGAACGCCAUCACCGCCGUGAGGAGCGUGAGCGCGAGCGGAAAGGCAGCGGAGCGUUGAAGUGGGCGAUUGGGACUGGGCUGGGGUUCGCCACCGUGGCUUAUACGGUUGGUGUACUUGCGGAGAAGACGAGGGAGGAGGAGAGGAAGAGGGUUGGUGAGAACUUGUGGGAGCGGUAUGAUCAGGAGAAGAGGAAUGCCAGGUGGAGGAUUGAUACUGGGAAGUGGGAGUGAGUAAGAAAGGUGAAGUGAAGCGGUCUGGGUGGAAUGAGAAAGAACUGGUCGAAGAUGGCUCGUUUGGAUGAUACUAACGGGUUCUUGCAAAGGCGACAUGGCGUUUGGCGUGGUGAACGUUGGCAACGGCGUCUUUGGGCGUUACAGACCGAACUGCUGGGUGGGUGCUUUUUAGAUACUCAGCUCAAGUGCUGUAGAUGAUGGUCAAUGAGAGACGAGUUUCCGCUCCUUAUCACAUCCG